Suillus subalutaceus is the source of this 207-nucleotide messenger RNA. RefSeq lists its product as uncharacterized. The annotation marks the transcript as partial. The record is from RefSeq and is a predicted model, not a curated record. The transcript has a single exon. NCBI's taxonomy places the organism in Eukaryota, Fungi, Basidiomycota, Agaricomycetes, Boletales, Suillaceae.
CUUUUGCCUAUCCAAGGGUCUUCCGUCCCUUGUGAACGUGCCUUUUCGGAUGCUGGGCUCACAGACACGAAGCGGCGCGCUCGCCUUCUCCCAAAGAACUUCGGUGACAUCCAAACUGUCAAAGGCACAUAUAAGAAGGAGCGGAGGCGCCAAAAAGCAGAGUUGGCUGCUCAACGGACAGCACAGAAGAAGCGCUUGAUGGAAUGA